CGCCUGGCGCGCAAGACAGGUUUCCCCCGGCGCCCGCCCGGGCGCGCAGCUUCGUCGGCCUCGGCGGGGCGAGAAGCCCCUUUCCGGAGGAGGAGCCCCGCCGCUCGAGUCCGCCCGGGGAGGAGGAGGAGGAGGAAGGGGCGCGGCGGCCGAGAGGGAGGCGCCGGCAGCUCGCCGGGCAGCUUCUGGGCACGGCGGGCGCCCCGAGAUGCCCUUCUCCGGGGCCGGGAUGGAGGCUCCGCCGCGCACCCCCAGCAGCUGAGCGGGCGCCGCGCAUCGCCCACCUACCUGCUGCUCCAGGUGAGCAGGCAGCGGGAGUGGGGGGGGGGCUGUCCAGAAUGCUCUCCAAGCAUGUGCAGAGUGCCGUUUGUCCUCCCGCAGUCAAGCGCAGCGCAACGCUCGGGCGCAGUCGAGGGCUCCCCCACCCACCUUUUUAAAAAGCCCCCCAGGUCCGUUUGCAUCCCGGCCCGAGGCCAAGUGAGGAGAGGGCUCCGGCGGCAGGAUCCCACCCCCGCCGCAUGAUGCCCGUCUCUCUUGCCUGGCAGCCCCUUGGCGCUCCGCCGCAGGUGCCCAGAUGCCCGGAGAAGAGCGGCUGAAGGGCGCGGAGGACUUUGCGCAGAGCCCCGCCAGGGCGCCUGGCUAGGUCUGCAACGCCGCUGCGAGGAAUCCUCAGCGAAGGGCGCUUGCUGCGUUUUCUUCGGUCCUCUCUGCGCGCGUCCGGGUUUGUCUUUGCGCACCCGCGUGUCCUGUUUGCGUUGCCUCUCUCUUUCAGCUGCGUUGCGCGGUGCCUGAAGGUGGGCUUUUGCCUCGGUUUUUCCUUAGCGGCGAAUCUGGCGCUCAUCCUCCUCCACAGUCUAGGAGGAAGGCGAGAUGGGCUGCCCUUCAUUGCUCAGAGAGUUGGUCCUUGGGGGGACGAUGCAAGCCCUUUCCUACCCAGCUGGCCCGGCCUCAUCUACCCCCUGCAAUUAAUUGCAGGAGAUCCCACUCGAGAUUACUUAAAUUGGAUCACAUUAACUUGUUGACCGGUCUGUUGGUGCUCACACGGGGAGUGGGUGGGUUAAGAGAAUAGACUCUCCAUAAUCUUUCAACACAGCCCCAUUGAAUUGUAACCUGCUCCGUUUAUUUUGAAUGCGGAAUAUUGUUGUUUCUUUAAUAAUUGCCAAGAGUGCAAUUUUGUGUGUGUGUGUGCUUUGAUGAGGGAGAUGAAGGGAGGUUCCCUUGCAGUUUUCUUCCUGGAUUAUCUAAUUGCCCAUCAAAUGCUACACACACAAGACCCAGGGAUCUUGAGGAGGCCUAGAUUCUUGCUUGUAUGCAAGAAUCAAGCACUGGUUGGAAAAGGAACAGGUCAGUUUCCCGCUUCAAAACUCCCAGCGAAAGCCUAACUUGUCUCUGGGCGCAGAUUUUCAAACCCCUGGAUGGCUUGGGCCUGUUGCCCUGUUAUUGCUUGCACAGAGGAAGUCCAGGCUCCAACCUUCAAAGGUUUAUAAUGUCAUUGGUUAGGUGUGGCAAGUCUUCAAAAGGAGCGCUUUGGAGGGAACUGGAGAAAAGGAAAGCAGUGUGGUUAUAAAAGCAUCUCAUGUGUACAAGUUGCUGAAUCAACAGUGGUAGAAUUUACACAAAAGCUCUUACGGUUUAUUAAGUUAAUUAGGAUUAGUGUGUCCCUCCUAGUAAGGGUAAAAGGAAGGAAUGUUAACUUCUUCACUUCUCCAUAAACAGUAUAAGAAGCCACAUAUUUGGCUGAAAAACUAUGCAGAGAAAUCUCCUCCUCGUGCACUUUUGUUUUUAAGUUAUUUUGGUACUUAGAUUAGUAGUUUUGUUUUUCUUGAGUCAAUUUUGCAAGUGGGUAAGGAAUGUAUUAUAAUGGAUUUUGUUGAUAGACUUUUUUUACGCUGUUACAGCCUUUCAGCAAAGAUUUCCUCUGUUUAUUUGUGGAUUUAAAGUUUUUUUCCAGCUUUUGUGUAAAUAUAAAUACACUAGAUAACUUAUCUUUUUACUGUUGUUGUUUUCUGAACGCAUAAUGCUUUUAUAUAUUCUUUGUUGUGGAUCAAUCAUCUUAUGGAGCUCCUUUUUCUUACACACUUUCCAACUCAGUCUCCUGCUAAGCCCUUACCACAAUUUCAGGCAUAGUGCAAAAAUUAGGAAUGAACUAACUAAUCAAUUAUUUCUCCAGCUACAGUCACUGACAAGUUCAUUCAGCCUCAUUUCUCCAUUAAGAUGAUUUUUUAAAUAAAAAAACUGCAUUAAAAUGUGAAUCUAAAUAUGUAUUUCUGGAAAUACCCACCACUAGAUAUAUUUUCUCUCACUAUACUAAUCUUCAAAUACAUUUUGAUAUAUAUUUUGAGCAGAGAACUGUGCCACCAUAAUUGGAGAACUGCAAGCUGCAUUCUGAUCCACACAUUAUUCCAGGAGGUUUAAGUCAGGUCAGCUAAUACUGGAAUUAAAGUCCUAUUGUAUAGGUUAUUCCCCUGAGGAACCAUGCAUCGCUCAGUUCUCCACUGGAGCUUGCAGAGGUCAUAGAAUUGAACUUAGCCUGUGCCAGCUUCUAACAGUGUUCGCUUUCUGCGUACCAUGCAACCACAGUUAUCACUGGAGUGUUUGCAGUGGAUUCUGCUACAUGCAGCUUUGCAUGAGAAUGCAUGCGUUCAAGGCCCAGGGGUCAGCAACCUUUUUCAGCCGUGGGCCGGUUCACUGUCCUUCAGACCUUGUGGGGGGCCGGACUAUCUAUAUUUCGAAAAAAAGUAUGAACGAAUUCCUGAGCCCCACAAAUAACCCAGAGACGCAUUUUAAAUAAAAGGACACAUUCUACCCAUGUAAAAACACGCUGAUUCCCGGACCAUGCGUGGGCCGGAUUGAGAUGGCGAUUGGGCCGCAUCCUGCCCCCGGGCCUUAGGUUGCCUAUCCCUGGUUCAAGCCCAUCAAACAAAUGAAUCGUGCAAAGUUGGGAGGGGUGCUGCAUUAUGAGAAACAGUUGAGGGAGUCAAGUAUGUUUAGCCUGCAGAAUAAGAGACUGAGAGGAGAUAUGAGAGCCAUCUUCAAAUAUCUCAAGGGCUGUCACAUGGAGCAAACUUGUUUUCUCCUUAUCUGAAGGUAGGACUUGAACCAGUGGCUUCAAAUUACAAGAAAAGGGAUGGACUAAGCAUUAGGAAGAACUUUAUGACAGUAAGAGCUGCUUGGCAGUGAACGGACUCCCAUGAGAGGUGGUGGACUUCCUUUCCUUGGAGGUUUAUAAACAGAGGUUGGAUGGCCACCUGUCAUGGAUGCUUUAGGUGAAAUUCCUGCAUUGCAGGGGGUUGGACUAGAUGACCCUCAAGGUCCAUUCCAACUCGACGAUUGUGAUUUUAUGUUGUGAACCACCCUGAGACCUACGGGUAUAGGGCGGUAUACAAUUUUUAAAAUAAAUGAUAAAUAAAUAAUAAUACAAUGCUGUGAUUUUGUCAUCAUAACUGCUGUAUUUUGCCCCUGCUUCUUUGCUGUGUCCUACUAGGAGUCCUUGAGGGAUGCGGGUGGCACUGUGGUCUAAACCACAGAGCCUAGCACUUGCCGGUCAGAAGGUCGGCGGUUUGAAUCCCCGCGACGGGGUGAGCUCCCAUUGCUCAGUCCCUGCUCCUGCCAACCUAGCAGUUCGAAAGCACGUCAAAGUGCAAGUAGAUAAAUAGGUACCGCUCCGGUGGGAAGGUUUCAGUGCGCUGCUCUGGUUCACCAGAAGCGGCUUAGUCAUGCUGGCCACAUGACCCGGAAGCUGUACGCCGGCUCCCUCGGCCAAUAAAGAGAGAUGAGCGCCGCAACCCCAGAGUCGUCCGCGACUGGACCUAAUGGUCAGGGGUCCCUUUACCAGGAGUCCUUAUCUGCUACUAUUUUGUGAUUUUAGGCAUCUGUACUAUUCCUAUGUUUUGUAGCAGCCAUUGCAUCACACACAAAUAAAAUCAAUCUGACCUCUAUAGAAAAGGUUUAAAAAUAAUUAAAAAUUUGGGGGAAAUAAUUUGCCAGUGUACUGCACCUAACCUUUUUCUAAACUAGAACUCCUUCAGACAUUUUGGGGGGAGUAUUACAUAGACACCCCCUCCCCCAAAUGCCAAGCACAGCAAAACAAACACACUGAUACUUCUGGAAACACGUUUAAAAGUAAAAACAGUGGACUAUUGAACCAUAGAAAUGCCGAAUUCUGUACCCCCUGGGGGCACAUGAGCAUAACUUUGCAGAUGGCAGUAUAUGAGCUCAGUAUCCUGUUUUAGUACUGCAGUCAGCCAGAUGUAAUUGAGAAUUGGUUGCCCAAUGCCAGAUGUAUUAUGCAAAAGACACCUUACAGAACGCUAGGCAGACCCAUCUGAUAGAUGCUCUCCUUUCUGUUUAAACUGACUUAACAAGUUUUAAAAGCUCUUGCAGUUGUGAAGAUGAGCUUGAAAUUGUGUGAGCAAUGCUUGGUUUCAUUUCAGAAGCUGUGUGGAAGGACUCGGGGGGGGUGAUUAGGCAAAAAAACCCCAGCAUUAUCCGGAGUAUUCUGGCUAUAGCAACACCCAUUUUACCCUCACGUUCUUUAAUACGUGCACCAGCUAGUUGUGCCUCCCCCAAUCUCUUUAAUUCGCAUCGGCUAAGUUACUCAGACAAGUUGCACACAAAUGCUGUUAUUUGGGAGUAGCCAAAAUUAUUCAGCUCUCCGAAGGAUAGAGGGUAAGCUGAGGCUGAAAUAGAUGCCCUGCGAAUUGAAUAUAGCUGUUCAGCAAACGGCUUCGCCCACGCAGAAAUGAGAGAAUAGAAGCUUUGUGGAAGUGAAACAGUGGAGGCUGCUGACCUUGGGCUUUUCAGUCUGUAAUGUUAAUUGCUUGCUGCUUCGUUCAUCACCACCACAUGACUGCUGAAAACUGGCAAGUUGUUCUUGUUUGCUAAUGUCCUGGAAUUUUCUCAAAUGAAGGAUUCAAUGAGCGCUGUUGAUUUUUUAAUAUUUUUUUAGCUUGUUUUCCAACUCUUCAGUGUUUUCUUGAUGUUCAGAUGUUUUCUGAGAAAUCUUGACUCUUAAUUUAACUCUUCUAACACCAGUGUAUUUAUCAAGACACCACAGACGCACCGUACUUGUUUUGUUAUCCAAGCAGCAUGAGAUGGUUAUCUGUGGUCAUGGGAAACUUGUAGAACAGAUUUUCUUAGUGUAAUUGCGAUAAAGAAAAUGUGUCCUUUGCAUCUGCUAAUAAUGAACUGGGGGAGUUAUGUGGUUCCUAAUAACACAUUUAGCAUCGGUUUGGACCAUAGUACUAAAUGGAAACUGUGUGGAAGAUGCUGGCAUUACAAAGUGACAAAACAAGUGGAUAGAACAAAAAACCAAUGAAAGCCCUCACAGGGUUAGCUGUCAUCAUCCAGACCUUUUGAUUUUGUGUUGGGGGGGGGUGAAGUUGAGUAUAGCUGCUCUUUCUAUUUCAGGGAAAGAUGAAACAGUGAAUUCUGAAUUAAUUUAAACUUCAAAAAUGGUUGUUUUGAAAAGCAGCUCUGGUUGAGGUGGAUGUGAAAAUUAGGCUCCCUUUCGCUGGAACUUCGUUUUCAACAGUGGAGGAGUGGGAAUUUGGUAACAUCUGUGAAGUGGGUGGAGAAAAUCAUUUGACUUUCACAGGAGGGAAGAGUUAGCAAAUUAUUACGUGGUCAGAGGGCCUUUUUCCUCUUCCCCUUUCCUCCUCCUUCUUUUAAAAAAAACAUAAUUUGCUGCUUGAAGCAGCUAGGAACUGUGACUCCUGCUACACACUUUCAAAACAGAGCAAGAAAUCACCAUGUGCAUUGUACAGAGGGGAAGUGGGAAGAUGGCUGCCUUGGCUAUUGUAAUUGUAAGCUAACUAUCCGCCCUCUUGGAAGUCCAUCUUCCUCACUGGAUUGCCCAUCUCAUUCUCCUGCUCUUCAGGAGGGUUUCUGCACAGGCAACAACCUUUGCAAUUUAGCUGGACUGAUACUUAUGACCUGGCCUUAGUAAGAUGCCAGCGUGAAGCAGCUGGAGGUGUAAUACAAAAGCAAGGAACACUAGGCUGCCAGCUUUUGUUGUUUAGUCAUGUCCAACUCUUCGUGAUCCCAUGGACCAGAGCACGCCAGGCACUCCUGUCUUCCACUGCCUCCCGCAGUUUGGUCAGACUCAUGUUUGUAGCUUCGAGACCACUGUCCAACCAUCUCGUCCUCUGUCGUCCCCUUCUCCCUGUGCCCUCCAUCUUUCCCAACAUCAGGGUCUUUUCCAGGGAGUCUUCUCUUCUCAUGAGGUGGCCAAAGUAUUGGAGCCUAAGCUUCAGGAUCUGUCCUUCCAGUGAGCACUCAGGGCUGAUUUCCUUCAGAAUGGAUAGGUUUGAUCUUCUUGCAGUCCAUGAGACUCUCAAGAGUCUCCUCCAGCACCAGAAUUCAAAAGCAUCAAUUCUUCGGCCAUCAGCCUUCUUUAUGGUCCAGCUAAGAAUGCCAAACAAUUGAAGGACCUUGCCUUCAAAACUGAGGAGCACAAUGAUCUUUAAUAGUUGCUUAUCUCCCCACUGGGGUGUUAGGGGAGGGGAGGUACCUCUGGUGGGGGACAUGGCCUGCUCCUUCUGGAGUGACUUGUCCUCCUUUGGCCCACACCCUGCGCUCAGCUCUCACCUCAGGCUCCUAGAAGCUGUCAGCAGCCACACCUCCAAAAAUGGCUUCGACUGGCCGGCUAAACCAGGUGAGAGAGCCGAUGGGUCUCAAACCCUCUGUGGGCUCCGGCUGAUUGAGUGGACAAGACCAAGAGUGGGUCCAAUGGUCAAUAAGGUGGCUUCUGCACAUUCUGUGGAGGGACAUGAGGUCAGAUGGGCCUCCUCGAUGAGCUACCUUCCCAGGUUGCUGAGCCCCAUCAGUUUCCUUUACCGCACGUGCAGAAGCCUCCUUUCUGACAGGCAUCAUGGUAAGAAUGCAUACGUUUUAAGUCCAUUGGUUCCUUAGUUUGCAAGAUCUGUGAAUGGGAGCGGGAGUCAACGAAUGCAUUCCAUCAGCGGAAGCCCUGUGGAAGUGCUUCUUCAGGAGGGCUUUCUGCCCCCCAAAUUGCCUCAGGGAAGUUGAGGGAGCUGCCAAAACUGUACAUGGAGGAUCAUUCCCUCUGAGAAGCUGAAACACUUGCCCAAAUGCAACCAUCGCCUUAGCUUAAUGUUGAAUUCCUCCUAGGAUGUGUGGUUGUUUUCUUAAAACAAGUUUAAUAGCAGCUUUGCACAGGGGAGGAAGGAGACCAUACACAGAAGACUUGAGUUCCACCCCCCUUGCUCCUGCCUUCUGUCCAUACUUCUUAGAUGUCGUGUGACACACAGUGACAUACACAGAGACUAUGAAAUAUUUGCCUCCGCUUAUUUUCAGUUUCUGCUCUUGCUAAUGGCUUCUCUUUCUCUUUUCGCUUCAGGGAUCCACAGGACCUCACCACACACUUUGGCACGAUGACAGCCAUCCUGGAACGGAUCAGCACCUUGUCCGUCAGUGGACAGCAACUCCGCCGACUCCCAAAGCUCUUAGAAGAAGGCUUCCCCAAGAUGCCUGGCACCGUCAAAGAAUCCGAUGUCCCCCAGCUCUUCCGGGAGCCGUACAUCCAAGCUGGGUAUCGCCCCACGGGGCAGCAUUGGCGCUACUACUUCUUCAGCCUCUUCCAGAAGCACAACGAAGUGGUGAACGUCUGGACCCACCUGCUGGCAGCUUUGGCUGUGCUGCUGAGGUUUAAUGUUUUUGCGGAAGCAGAGGAGUUGACUUUGGAAGUCCAGUCCCUGCCCCUCUUCCUCUUUGUCCUCUCCUCCGUCACGUAUCUCACUUGCAGCCUCUUGGCUCAUCUCUUGCAGUCCAAGUCUGAGAUGUUCCACUACACCUUCUACUUUGUGGACUACGUUGGGGUCAGCGUCUACCAGUACGGAAGUGCCCUGGCCCAUUUCUACUACAGCUCUGAUCAAGCCUGGUACGACAAGUUCUGGCUCUUCUUCCUGCCGGCGGCCGCCUUUUGUGGGUGGCUCUCCUGUGCAGGCUGCUGCUACGCCAAGUACCGCUACCGACGCCCUUACCCCGUCAUGAGGAAGGUGUGCCAGGUGAUCCCAGCAGGGCUGGCCUUCAUCUUGGACAUCAGCCCCGUGGCACACCGUGUGGUCAUGUGCCACCUUGAAGGUUGCGAGGAGACGGCUGCCUGGUACCACACCUUCCAGAUACUUUUCUUCCUCGUCAGUGCUUAUUUCUUCUCCUGCCCGGUUCCCGAGAAGUACUUCCCAGGUUCCUGCGACAUCGUUGGCCAUGCCCACCAGAUCUUCCACGCCUUCCUGGCCAUCUGCACACUCUCCCAGCAGGAAGCCAUCUUCCUGGAUUACAAGAACAGGCAAGACAUCUUCCGCAGGCGGCAUGGACCCCUCUCCGUCAUUCUGUCCUGCGGCUCCUUCUUUGGCUUAGUGGCUUGCAGCGCUGUCACCGCACACCUCCUGCAGCGCAGGAUCAGGGUGGAGCUGGCCAAAAAGGAAUCCUGAGGGAUCGCCGUGGGGACUGGGCUCAGGCCCGGCCUGCUUGAAGGAAACCAGCAAAGAUGAGACUGCGUAUAAAUACUGUAUAUAAGUAAAUUAACAAAGGGAGUUGCCUCUAUAAAUUAUAAACAAGGAAUUGCUUGCAGUCUGGAACUACCAUAAAAAAGCUGCCUUAUGUCCUAAACAUUUUAUUUUUUUUACUGCAGUGUAAUAGUUGCUGGCCAAAGAAGCUUUUUAGGCAGAUGUUUCUAAGUUGUCCUGAGUUACCUGCUGAAAUUUGUAUGUAUGUCAAAGAGAAGUGGGAACGGAUAAAUAAUAUAAAAGGGAAGUACUACGGAAAUGCUCAUUUACAAAGGCACAAUUCUAACCGAAAUACUAAAUCUGUGUCUGUCACAAUGGAUGUCAGGGUUCACGUACCUGAAAACCAAAAGUAGGAGUGUGUGUGUGUGUGUGUGUGUGUGUGUAAGGAAUCCCUGCAUAUAGCAAAGUAGCAUGUCAGGGAGAAGACCAGACCAGACCAGACCAGACUUCAUCCACCUGCCAUGCUACUGCAAGAGUUUUGUUUUUGCUUUGGGAGGCAUUUAAUAGUUUGAAUUGCUACCUGCAACUGGAGACAGCACAUCAUAAAUACAGGUUUGUGAACUCAGGAGAACUGGGUUGUAGAUCCAGGUAUAUGGUGAAGAUUGACAGGGUUCAGGGAAAUAACCCAAUUUGGUCUGUUCCAUUUUAAUUACCUGUGGCCUUGAGGCUUGAACUGCCUCCUGAGUUGUAAAUUUCAGGAAUAAAUAUUUUACAUGUCAGUAAUACAGAUAGUGCAAACAGGAGUAAUGUUUAGUCUCAGUGAUCUGUUUACCACUCUGAUUUAGGUAUUUGUGAAUUCACAGCUCUUCUGUGGGAGAGAGAGAGAGAGCCACCUUUUCUUCUAGUAAGAUGCCCUGUACUAGUAUGUCCAAAUUCCGUUUUUCUUCUGUGGGUUCCUGUUUGUUUAAUCAUAGCAAACGAUUCCCCCAUAGCAAAAGAGAAACCUUCCUCUAGGUGUGUAUCCCACCCCCUACUUCUGUCCCUCACCUCACCUCCUGAGUUGGUGAAGAGGAAGCAAGGUAAUGUAGCCAUACAUGCAAUUUUCUCUUGCUCACAUAAUCUGUUGGCUCUCACAUUUUUUCUUCCGUUGUUGAGAUGUUUCAGAUAGUGCAGCCGGCUUCCCUCUGCAACUCGCUUGAAGGAUCUUGGGAUGUGGAAAAUAGGAGGGGAGAACAGAUACGAGAGAAAGGGAGGGGUGGGAGUCCAUUUUGAUGGGGUUCAGCUGGCUGUGAAGACUGGUUUUGACAGGAGCCCUAUAACCAUAAAAUUGGCUGCUUCUCCAUCACCCUCCUGGAUCCUCUGAUUAUGCUCUGAUUGUGAAGGUCUGUAGCGUCCAUCUCUCUAGAAAAUACAAGAUCUUCUUGUAUCUCCCAAAGGCUGUUAUUUUUGUGUAGCCUAGUUCCUCCUUAGCCCAUUUCUGUGGCCUCCACUGCACACUCCUGCUCAAAUCAGCUGUCUGGGUAAUGUGGUGAGACUUUUCUUCUCCUUUCUUUACACAUAGCCAGAGAGGGACUGGAGAUGUCUUCAUCCGAUGCACGUUGCCUGUUUCGCUUGCCUGCAACCUCUCCCUACAACUCCAAAGAAGCCGUCUUUGUUUGUGCAGUGGCUGUCUCAAAUGUACACACCUCCGCUUAACCACAAAAUUAACAUGAAAUCAGAUGGAAAUUGUUUGUGGAAAACCUAAGAUAGAUAUGGAUUGUAGCUAAUGUCAUGUACAGCUUCAAGCACCAGCCAUGGGAACGAACUGGAACCAGAGUAAAUGUCAUGUGUACACAAGGCAGCCUAAGAUAGUGGAGCUUCAAACACCCCAUUCACUUUCAGCUGUUCCUGCUAUCCUUCUACUCUGCAUGGGGUGAGCUCUGGGACCUGUGUGUCUUUUGAGAAUGAGAUACAGUCGUACCUUGGAAGUCGAAUGGAAUCCGUUCUGGAAGUCCAUUCAACUUCCAAAACAUUCGAAAACCAAAGCACGGCCUCUUCGGACGUUUGGGUUCCAAAAUAAUGUUUGCAAACCGGAAAAAUCACUUCUGGGUUUGCGGCAUUCGGGAGCCAAAACGUCUGAGUACCAAGGCGUUCGGUAUCCAAGGUACCACUGUAAUGGUAUUGAAUUACUACUCCAGUCUUGCCCACCUCGAAAGGACACACAGAUUUACCCUAAUCAUUGAAGGAAGGCCAGUUAGGCUGGAUUUACAGAUGCACCAGAAUGAGGCAGUAAAGUCCUGAGAUGGUAAGAGUAGACCGUAUCACUUUAGACUGCAUUACGUGUGUGUGUGUGUGUGUGUGUGUGUGUAUAUAUAUAUAUAUAUAUAUACACGUGUGUGUGUAUAUAUAUAUACACACAUACACAUACACACACACACACACACACAUAUAUAUAUAAUUUUUAAAUGCACACACGUACUACCUGGAAUGAUGUAGCCGUCUUGCAGUGCUAGUUUAAUAUUUUGCACUGGUGUUUAUUUUUUAAAUAUAAUUCCUAUCUGCAGAGUAGUGGGUACCAUACAUUCUGCUACCUAAUUCUUCUCCAUAAGACACAUCUUGGACCAGAUUAAGAAUGCACUGGAGGUGUCAACAUCUUCUUAGAUGAAGCAAGGCUGGCGUGACUGAUGGGUUUUGGUUUCACUGAUAGUUUAGGGACCAUGGUCUUCCAUCUUCUCUGUCCUUUCCAUCCCAUAACCUCCCUCCCUGGCUCCAGCUUCACAGUGUAUUUUAGGGACAGCUCCUUUGGAAGAUGGGCUUACCCGUAAUGGCCUGGCUUCUCCUUUUGGAAAACGGCAGCUAAUUGUAUCCCAGCUUCUCUUGGACAAACAGGAACAUGCAGAAAUUCAGCACUAGUACCCUUCAUGAAAAUUUAAACAACGAUAGAGAAAGAAACACUCAGGGAUUGGUAAUGAGAUAUGAAGCCAUUCUUUCGUUAGAGCAAUUUGAACGCAUGCUGAGCUUGACUGUGAACAAAUAUAACGGGAACCCAGCGAGUCUUGGGCCUAGGCAGGAUGAGGCUGUGUUCAAAGCUCGGUUUCCAUGGGACCUGGUUUCUUUGUUGGUAGGGAAUCAGCAUGAAAUAUUAAUUUCUCCUUUGGCUUGAAGGGUAGAUUUUUGCAUAAAAUUGACUCUUGUACUGCUUGCUCUGCAGCAGUCAAUGAGGCAUAUCAUUCAAACUCGAGUCACUGAGUGUAGGCGCACUUUCUACCUUUGAAGCUGACAUUCUUGCUUUGUGUGCGACUCGGAAUCACACGUGUAAAGUCAGACCCCCAGUUUCCAGCAAAAUGUAAUUUUCAACUGAGACAACUGAUAGGCUCCGCUGAUAGGCAUCAUGUUAUCUUCUAGCAUGUUGCUGUACUUAAACGGUGUUAAACAGAACAUGUGUAUGUUCUGUAUGUAAUGUAAUGUAAAACUCGGUAAUAACAGUAAAAACUCAGUCAUAACAGAAAAUAACUUUCCCAAGCUACUUUUGAGCCUGAACAGUGCAUAUCUGAAAGCCAUUCUGUUGUGCCAGAAUAUGGCAGAACUGGGAUAGAUUCUGGACAGUAAGAAUUCAGAUUGCACCAGGGCCCAUAGGUGUGUCGUUUUCAAAUGGUUCCCCUUUGUAAAAUCUAAACAUCUCCCUUUGUGCCGCAAACUAAUACAGAAUAAAUCUCUGAUGUGAUGGUUUACUACAUGUGAUCUUUUUACACCAUUGAGCAUUCAAAAGGACGACUCAGCCCACUUUUGCAGGCCGAAGUAGUACAGUAGCACAAAGAGAAUACUCUCUGUAGAUCACCUUCAUGAAUUUGGUGAAAGUGAGUUUGGCUUAUGUAGUUUUUAAAAACAAGGCAUUUAGUCUUAAUGUUUCUGAUUUAAGUGCACCUCUUGCUUUUUGUCACCAAAAGUUGUUAAUACAGUAUAAGAUAUUCAGAUAUGUGCUAAAAUUAUUUGAAGAACCCUUAUCAGCUUGAAGUUUAAUGCAGCCGAUUUCACUUUUAAAUUACCACAAAUUGAAAACUAACCAGCCAGAAAAAGGAACGCAUGAAAUGUCAUGUUGGAUAUCUUUAAAAUAUAAGAAGGGAAUUGAUAUGUUCAUCGUUCUGAACUGGUGGACUGUAUGAAAAUUCUCAGUGAUUUUAGACCACCACCUAGUGGUAUAAUAAACCAAGAUUUUCUUAUGGCUUUAAAACUUUGGACUUGAGAUGUGUUUAACUUACACUUGAGGCUUGUCCCCACUUUUGCUUGUUCCAUGCCUGGAUAGCAUCGGUCUGAGCAGUUUCCCUUCUGGCCCACUCCAUUCUUUAGCUCUAAAUCAGAACCAGUGACCAUCUGCAAAAAACCCAGUUGCUGUUUGCUCCAAUUGAGUGCUAAAGAGCAGUUUUCCUCAGAGGCAAGCAGCAGGACAAAAGGAACUCUGAGCUCUAAGCCCUUGCAGAGCUACUUUAUUUUAAUUCAGUAGGAGGUUCCUUUAUAAAUAAUAAUUUGACCCAAGUUACUUUUCUAUUAUUAUAAUUACUGUAUGAGAUACACUAGUUCUGUCCAUGCCCCCCUCUCUGGGACUUCACAAGUCACGUUCAUAGCUCCUCAAGUAGUCAGUGGUUGAAUGUAUACUUCAUACUUGGUUGGCCUAAAACCUGGUAUUAAAAGUGAUGACCGAGUCCCAUUUAAUGUAUUGAAAGGUUUGUGACUGGCAUCAGUGGGCCUAGAGAUAAGCAUGUACGAAGACUUCUGAAUUACAUUUAGUUUGAAAGAGCACUUUGAGGACCAAUCAGGUGAUUCCGAAAAGAACUUCGGUGCAAUCGGUUAUUCUCCAGAUCCACUUUAGCAGCAAUACCUUCCUCAGAUACUUUCCAUAAUCAGUUGCUGCCACUCCUUCUCUACAUUUCCAAGGAGACUUAGCCAGGACAGAUGUGUUAAUUCAAAGGUUUGUUGUCAGGUAAAGUAAAACUGAUGAUCUUCUAUAGAACAAUCAGACAGAAACCUGCAACUUUUACUUUGCAGACGCCAUUACGUCUAGAUGAUCAACAGCAAUUGAAAAUGUAAGCCUAUUUACAAUAAUACAUUCUCACCAAGAAUUGGGGGGUGAGAAUGUCAUCUGCAGCCUCACACAUUGUUGUUCGUGGGCUUGGGCAGGAUAUGAAUUUAAUAAAUAAAUAAAUUUCAACUGUUCAGGUGUGGUGUUUAGGCAGAACAAGGGCUGAGUUAUGUGAACUUAUUGUUUCCAGUACAUAAUUAGAGGAGCACAUGCUAGGUCCUUCUGGUGUGUUUUGUGUACUUAUGCCUUUCAAGGGAUGGUUUUUAAUGAUAAUUUUAAAAAAUACAUUAAAACUAAGAGGGAGGGGGUUAUAUUUUCUUUUUUCAACCGGGGGUGUUAGUUUUGAUACUGCACAAAUGACUUCUCCUUGUUUAUCUCCUGAAGUCUGUAUUGUCCGGAACAUUUGCACAUUUAUACUGUAUUAACAAAUGUUGAAGGGAAUCAAGAAUAAAAGUUGAGAAAUUUAAAAUAAA
Molecule: messenger RNA, 13997 nt
Organism: Podarcis lilfordi (Lilford's wall lizard)
Lineage: Eukaryota; Metazoa; Chordata; Lepidosauria; Squamata; Lacertidae
Source: the annotation of a GenBank genome assembly